AUGAAUGUUCACCAAGUGAGUAAUGGCCAAGAUGAAGGCGUAGUUCGAGGUGGUGCGGCACCGGGGGCCCAUAGGGCAAGCGGUGACUGGCAUUGGUCCGAUGAGGAGUCCGACGACGAUGAGCCGGAUAUGAUAGAUCCGGCAAUCGCCGCCUCCUCGGACGAGGAGAACGAUGAGGACGGAGAUGAUAGUGGCUACGGGACAGAGGAGAGCGAAGCCCAGUCGGCGGUGAACCAGGGCCACCAGGAGGAGGAUGAUGAUGAAGAAAUGUGGAGAGAGCUGGACGAGGCGAUACGUAUGAUGGAUGACGAAGCGGCGGGAGAGGCGAGCAGCGGCCGAAGUAACCCAGAGGAGUAUGCGCCAUUGGAACAAAAUGAGAUCCAUGAGCCUCCGGCAAGAUUGUGGGAGCCAGCGCGGCCACCAACGCCGUUUCGUAUGGUGGACUCAAUGUCAGAGGUCAGCGAAACGGCGGAGAUGGCCGUGGCUGAUGAAGGUGCGGCUGAUGGAGUAGCCAGCCCACCUCCACUCGAGCCGGAGUGGACGGAUUGCGAGGCAGAGCUAUGUUGGAGAACCAGCAAUGGAUGA
Drosophila willistoni is the source of this 585-nucleotide messenger RNA. Its product is annotated as sarcoplasmic reticulum histidine-rich calcium-binding protein-like. The transcript has a single exon. Bases 1 to 585 code for a protein of 194 amino acids. The record is from RefSeq and is a predicted model, not a curated record. NCBI's taxonomy places the organism in Eukaryota, Metazoa, Arthropoda, Insecta, Diptera, Drosophilidae.